Messenger RNA from Cucurbita maxima (winter squash), 788 nucleotides. Its product is annotated as protein LURP-one-related 4-like. The transcript has 3 exons. The record is from RefSeq and is a predicted model, not a curated record. Lineage: Eukaryota; Viridiplantae; Streptophyta; Magnoliopsida; Cucurbitales; Cucurbitaceae. The coding region runs from base 35 to 637 and encodes 200 amino acids.
UCGAACUUUCAAACCUUCUCUUUCUUCCAUUUCCAUGGCCAAAGUGUACCCUCAAUCAGCGCCGUCGCCGUCGCCGUCGCCGUCGUCUUCACCGCUCUGUUCCGAAACCGAAACCUUCACGAUUUGGAUGAAAUCUCUGAUUUACCACACAAAUGGCUGCACCGUCUUCGACUCCAAUGGCGACAUCGUCUACAGAGUCGAUAACUACGACAGAAAAUGCAGCCGCGAAGUUUUUCUCAUGGAUCUCAGAGGAAAAGUUCUUUUCACCAUCAGAAAAAAGAAAUUCUCGUUUCUUCGAGGAUGGGAGGGAUACCGAUGGAUCGAAUCAGAGAGAAGUAUGAACCCUAGCUUUCGUGUGAGGAAAUUGUACAGAUCCAGAUCGCGGAUGAGGAAUGAAUCGAUCUGCGAAAUUAGUGUGGGAUUCGAGAGAUUUUCAUUGGUGAAAAUGGACGGAAAACUCGCUUUCAGAAUAAUCAAUAUCAACGGAGAAGUAGUUGCAGAGGCGAAACGAAAAGUUUCAAGUAAUGGAAUUCUGUUGGGAGAUGAUGUUCUGAGUUUAAAUGCAACCUCUCAGAUUGAAAGAUCUCUGAUUAUGGCAUUGGUGACUGUUUAUGGCUUAAUCCGUCGCCAAAUGUAAAUUUUGUUAGUUUAUUUUUGAAGAUCAUACAAAUUUUCCCUUUUCUUUCACAGAUUUUAGUUUGUUUCAUUUAGGUUUUUGGUUUCUUGUAAAGAAUUAAUGUAGAAGUAGAAGUUACCGAGGAAAUACAAAUAAAUAUUUCAUUCAUAAA